AUGUAUCGGAUCACGAAUAUUUACGUCCUUGCCGCCUUUGGCACCAUCGGCGGUGCUCUCUUCGGCUUCGAUGUCAGUUCUAUGAGUGCCUGGAUCGGCACGCAGCAGUACCUCGACUAUUUCGACCAUCCCGACUCGAAUCUCCAGGGUGGUAUCACCGCGUCUAUGUCUGCCGGUUCCUUCGCAGGUGCCAUCGGAGCCGGUUGGCUAUCCGAUCACCUUGGCCGACGCAUGUCUCUCAUGAUUGCUUGUAUCGUUUGGAUCAUCGGUGCCGUUAUCCAAUGUAGCGCACACAGCGUGGCGCACUUGGUGGCUGGCCGAGUCAUUAGUGGUCUUUCCGUCGGUGUCACUUCGUCCCAGGUCUGCGUCUACCUCGCCGAGUUGGCCCCCGCCCGUAUCCGUGGUCGUAUCGUUGGUAUUCAACAAUGGGCUAUCGAAUGGGGUAUCCUGAUUAUGUACCUCAUUUCCUACGGCUGUGGACAGGGCCUCUCUGGCGCUUCCUCGUUCCGUGUCGCUUGGGGUAUCCAGGCCGUCCCCGGUCUUAUUUUGUUGCUUGCGCUGCCCUUCUUCCCUGAGUCGCCCCGUUGGUUGGCUGGGAAGGAGCGAUGGGAGGAGGCUCAUGAUACCCUGGCUUUGCUCCAUGGACACGGCGACCGCAGCAACCCAGUCGUUCAGUUGGAGUUCGAGGAGGUGCAGGAGGCUGUCCGCGUCGCCCACGAGUCGAAGGAUGUUACUUUUCUAGCCCUAUUUGGUCCCAAGAUGUGGAAACGAACUAUGUGCGGUGUUAGUGUACAGGUGUGGCAGCAACUGCUGGGAGGUAACGUCGCUAUGUACUACGUCGUGUACAUUUUCCAGAUGGCCAACAUGUCCGGUGACACGGCCCUCUACUCUUCUGCUAUCCAAUACGUUAUCUUCCUCGUCACUACCGGUGUCAUCCUCCCCUACAUCGAUCGCAUCGGUCGUCGACUCCUCCUUCUUAGCGGCUCCGUUCUCUGCCUGGCCCUUCACUUCGCUAUUGCCGGCAUUAUGGCUACAUACGGCCACCCCGUUGACUCGAUCGACGGCAACGAGAACCUCCGAUGGUCUAUCGCAGGCGCCCCCGGAAAGGGCGUGAUUGCUUGCUCCUAUAUUUUUGUUGGUGUCUACGGCUUCACCUGGGCCCCCACCGCAUGGGUCUACGCCUCCGAGGUCUUCCCCUUGAAAUACCGCGCCAAGGGCGUCGGUCUGUCCGCCGCAGGCAACUGGAUCUUCAACUUCGCUCUGGCCUACUUCGUCGCGCCCGCUUUCACCAACAUCCAAUGGAAGACGUACAUCAUCUUCGGCGUCUUCUGUACUGUCAUGACCUUCCACGUGUUCUUCAUGUAUCCUGAGACGUCGAACCGCUCGCUCGAAGAAAUCGAUGCUAUGUUUGACUCCAAUGUCAGUGCCUGGAAAUCGGCAUCGGCGAAGGAUACCUUCACUGCGGAGGUUGAGAGGAGGCAGAAUAGUGUGGCGGAGGAGAAGGCUGUUGAGGCGAGUCAUCAGGAGAUGGCUUGA
Messenger RNA from Aspergillus affinis, 1536 nucleotides. RefSeq names its product sugar porter family MFS transporter. Gene Ontology annotation, molecular function: carbohydrate:proton symporter activity. Lineage: Eukaryota; Fungi; Ascomycota; Eurotiomycetes; Eurotiales; Aspergillaceae. The record is from RefSeq and is a predicted model, not a curated record. The transcript has 7 exons. Bases 1 to 1536 code for a protein of 511 amino acids. Gene Ontology annotation, biological process: carbohydrate transport; transmembrane transport. Gene Ontology annotation, cellular component: membrane.